Ixodes scapularis (black-legged tick) is the source of this 833-nucleotide messenger RNA. It is a transcript of the gene Arpc5, whose product is annotated as actin-related protein 2/3 complex subunit 5. Gene Ontology annotation, biological process: regulation of actin filament polymerization; cell migration; Arp2/3 complex-mediated actin nucleation. The transcript is spliced from 4 exons. NCBI's taxonomy places the organism in Eukaryota, Metazoa, Arthropoda, Arachnida, Ixodida, Ixodidae. Gene Ontology annotation, cellular component: cytoplasm; Arp2/3 protein complex; actin cytoskeleton. The record is from RefSeq and is a predicted model, not a curated record. The coding region runs from base 145 to 606 and encodes 153 amino acids. Gene Ontology annotation, molecular function: actin filament binding.
GCACCGCGGUACUGUGAAGUACUCUAGCGGAAGUGUUGGAAGGGCUGUGUGGGUGUGUGACAAAAUCUCCGAUUCUUUUUGUUUGAGUUCUCCGUUGGACCUCCCCCUCCUCUUUCUUUAUUUGCGAAGCACAAAUAUUUCGCGAUGGCGAAGAACACAUCAAGUUCGGCGUUCCGAAAGAUCGACAUAGACCAGUACAACGAGGACAACUACAAGGAGGAUGAGGCGCCGGACGCCCAGUCCAACGCGCAAGCCGGCCCCGACGAGCAAGAAGUGAAUCACCUGCUCAAUCAGGGAAAGAAUGUCGACGCCCUCAAGAUAAUCCUGAAGGCUGCACCCAUUGGCUCCAAGUGCCAGAGUGUAAAGGAUGCCACGAGCGCACUGGUGAUGCGGGUGCUGCUGGCGGUGAAGGCCAGCGAGAUCGAGAAGGCAGUGGGCUCCCUGGACCGGGACUCGGUGGACGUGCUGAUGAAGUACAUCUACCGGGGCUUUGAGAGCCCCUCCGAGGGGAGCAGCGGUCACCUGCUUGCCUGGCACGAGAAGGCCUAUGCGGCGGGUGGUGUGGGCUCCAUAGUGCGAGUCAUGACGGACCGCAAGAGGGUGUGACAUCCAGACGCAGCACCGGGGCUGCGCCUCCCUGCUCAAGAGCUGCCAGACCGACCGCCGCCUCUUCCUCCCCAUCGAGUUCUUCCAGGGUGCGGCCCAGACGCCGCCGAGGGUUCAUUGAUUCCACUUUUUAAGCCCGUUUCUCGCGACGCACGACGACUGUAAAUACGUGUGGCCAACUUGCAAGUUAUUUGAGGGCUGAAAUAAAGCUUGUUUUACCUUGUUGA